UGGAACAUCUCGUAGAACGUUACUUUAAAUUGAAUCGAUUUCUUCUAUUUGUUACCGGACUGUGGCCUUAUCAAAGCGAAUGGAGUGCUUAUUUGAUGAGAAUUAUUAACUUUGCUGUCUUGCUAAUAUCUGCAUUUAUUCAGAUGAUGACUAUUCUUACAUCUGAACUUACUCUGGAAUUCUUAACCAGUGUAUUACCAAUGAUUUUACCUACAUUAGGUUUCAUGAUGCAAAUGUAUUUACGUAUCAGAUUUAUAGACAAACUUAAAAAAUUAUUCGAAUAUAUGUGGGACGACUGGGCAUUGCAAAAGACGCACGAUGAAAUCAAAAUCAUGUAUGAACAUGCUGAAACCACAAAAUUAUGGACGCUUGGUUAUUUCAGUUUCUACUAUCUAGCCAUAACGAUAUAUAGUGUAUGGCUGUUUACGCCAGAGAUUUUGGACAUCAUAUCGCCUAUAAAUGAAUCCCGCCCGCGAAUACAACUAUCGUAUAUGCGUUUUGAAUUGUUUAUCGAUGAAGACCGAUACUUUUACUUUAUUCGAUUUUAUAUAUGCAUUAUGAGCUUUGUCACACCAUUAAUAUCUAUGGCCUGUUCUACUCUGUUCGUGGUUUUUACGCAACAUGUUUGCGCGAUGUGCGAAUUGCUGGGGUAUCGCGCGGAACGCUUAUUCUGUACUGUCGGAAAUAGAGGAAAUAGGAAGAAAUGCAAUUUAUUUUGUGAAACAAAAAUAAAUUGUGAAAAGAUAACUGUUUUUGUACGGCUACAUAACAACAUUAUAGAAUUCAUUGGUACAAUCAAUAGUUAUUAUACAGUACCGUGUCUAAUGGAUCUCGUAGGAUUUAUAUUAUUGACAGGCAUUACAGUCUUUCAGAUACUAUCUGCUGUUAAAAUUGAGCAAGCUAUAAGAUCUAUCAUUUUAACUUCCAUGUUGUUGUGUCAUAUGUUUAUGCAUAAUUAUAUGGGAGACAAAGUCACAGAUAAGAGCUCGAAUGUAUGUGAAAAAGUGUACAAUUCGGCGUGGUAUGAUACACUUAUUUUGGAACAAAAAUUAUUGCUGUUAAUAAUUAGACGACGUUCCAAUCCGCUUGUCUUGUCUGCCUGGUUUUACAUCUUCUCCUUAUCGAAUUUCGGAUUGAUACUUCAAACGGUGUUCUCGUAUUGUAUGUUCAUCAGACAAAUCUGAGGACAUUUUUACGACAGACAUAGAAAUGUAGAAGAUGUAGACUUUUAGCCUAUGUUAAUCUAUGAAAAAACACGUAGUGAUCCUAUUUUCAAUGCUAUAUUGAAAAAUUUUC
Molecule: messenger RNA, 1296 nt
Organism: Camponotus floridanus (Florida carpenter ant)
Lineage: Eukaryota; Metazoa; Arthropoda; Insecta; Hymenoptera; Formicidae
Product: odorant receptor 22c-like
Exons: 9
Coding region: 96-1184 (362 amino acids)
Biological process (GO): detection of chemical stimulus involved in sensory perception of smell; sensory perception of smell
Cellular component (GO): plasma membrane
Molecular function (GO): odorant binding; olfactory receptor activity
Source: RefSeq, a predicted model, not a curated record